Cebus imitator (Panamanian white-faced capuchin) is the source of this 1795-nucleotide messenger RNA. RefSeq names its product C-X-C motif chemokine ligand 5 (gene CXCL5). Gene Ontology annotation, biological process: inflammatory response; neutrophil chemotaxis; chemokine-mediated signaling pathway. Gene Ontology annotation, molecular function: CXCR chemokine receptor binding; chemokine activity. The transcript is spliced from 4 exons. Lineage: Eukaryota; Metazoa; Chordata; Mammalia; Primates; Cebidae. The record is from RefSeq and is a predicted model, not a curated record. Gene Ontology annotation, cellular component: extracellular region. Bases 402 to 755 code for a protein of 117 amino acids.
CAGAGCCUGUGUGCGUUAGAAAAGCCGGCAUCCCUGGCCAACUCAGGCCCGGGAGAUGAGACCCUGAUGAAUCUCUGCUCCCUUCCGGCUGGAGCCACAGCUCCCUGCAUCUUGGGGCAGGGCUACCACGUCCUCCUCCAUAGGGGUGCAGGCAGCUCCUCCCAGCCACCCUCCCGCAGUUCCCAUCAUCUGGCCCCUCUCCACCAGCCUCUUCUUUCCACACUGCCCCCCGAGUUCAGGGAAUUUCCCCAGCAUCCCAAAGCUUGAGUUUCCUGUCAGGCGGAAGGGAUGAGUGCAAAUAAAAGGAGUGCGGAAAGCAGGAGGAAGACACAGUGCUCCGGAUCCCCCAAUCUCUGCGCCUCCAGGAACUCGCGCCCCCUCGCAGCGCUCUCUUGACCGCUAUGAGCCUCCAGUCCAGCCGCGCGGCCCGUCUCCCCGGUCCUUCGGGCUCCUUGUGCGCGCCGCUGGCGCUGCUGCUGCUGCUGCUGCUGACGGCGCCGGGGCCCCUCGCCAGCGCUGGUCCUGUCGCUGCUGUGUUGAGAGAGCUGCGCUGCAUUUGUUUACACACUACGCAGCGAGUUCCCCCCAAAAUGAUCAGUAAUCUGCAGGUGUUCGUCCCAGGCCCGCAGUGCUCCAUCGUGGAAGUGAUAGCCUCCAUGAAGAACGGGGAGGAAGUUUGUCUUGAUCCAGAAGCCCCUUUUCUAAAGAAAGUCAUCCAGAAAAUUUUGGACGGUGGAAACAGGAAAAUUGAUUAAGAGAAACGAGCACGCAUGGAAAAAUUGCCCAGUCUUCAGCAGAGCAGUUUUCUGGACGUCUCUGGACCCAGGGAAGAUGAGAAGGAAGGUUUUUUUUUUUUUUUUUUUCCUUUUUUUCCAGUAGUUAGCUUUCUUCCUAGAUUCCUCACUUUGAAGAGUGUGAGGAAAACCUAUGUUUGUCCCUUAAGCUUUCAGCUCAGCUAAUGAAGUGUUUAGCAUAAUACCUCAGCUAUUUGCUGCUAUUUUAUCCGCUAUGCUAUUGAAGUUUUUGGCAAUUGACCAUAGUGUGAGCCAAGAAUCACUGGCUGUUAAUCUUUUAAAGUGUCUUGUAUUGAAGUUGACUAUUAUAUUUCCAAGAAAUAUUCUUAAACUGUUAACUGAGAAGGCUGUGGAUUUAAUAUGGAAAUGAUGUUUCAUAAGAAUUCUGUUGAUGGAGAUUCACUGUUAUCUUUAUCUCAUUUUAAGAAAUAGGAAAUAUUUUAAUGUUUCUUGGGGAAUAUGUUAAAGAAUUUCCUUAUUCUUGAUCGUGGAUAUUAUUUAAUUAUUUUGCAUUAGAAAGUUGAGAAUAUCAUACCUUAUCUGUGUAGAAUAUAUUUCCUUAUUCAAAAUUUCUAAAAGUUUAAGCUAUAUGAGGACUAAUAUUUUCUCUAUAUAUAAUUUUAGACAUUUCGUACCUUCUUAGUAUGGCAAAAUGCCAUCAUUUACUUUUAAAUUUUGACUUUAUAUGCUAUUUAUUAACUAUUUGGUUAGCAGUACUAUAAUACUGGUAACUAAAUAUAUAUUUCAGAUAGAUGAAGAAGCUAGAAAAAAGGCAAAUUCCUGACUACCAGUUUAUACAGAAAUGCAUUCUUUUAGUUUUUAAAGUAAAGGCAAACUUAACAAUGACCUGUACUCUGAAAGUUUUGAAAACGUAUUCAAACAGUUUGAAUAUAAAUGUAUCACUUAAUUCAAAAAAUUUAUAGCAACAUCUCGAGGCCCUAGCAUUUCUCCUUGGAUAGGGGACCAGAGGGGGCUUGGAAUGCUGCAAAAAAAAAAAAAAA